AUGGAGCAAGCCUGGACCUAUUCUGUGCAGGAUGCGCUGCGCCACUACGGCGUAAGCCCGGAGAAGGGACUUACAAGCGAGCAGGUGGCAAAAGCGCAGAAGCAGUAUGGACCGAACGAGCUGGAGGAGGACGAGUCGACCCCGCUCUGGAAACUCAUCCUCGAGCAGUUCCAGGACCAGCUGGUGAUUAUUCUGCUUGGUUCUGCUGUUGUCUCUCUUGUCCUUGCGCUCAUCGAGAACGAGGGCAGCCUCGCAAACGCCCUCGUCGAGCCGAGUGUCAUCUUCCUUAUCCUCGUCGCCAAUGCCACUGUCGGUGUGCUACAGGAGCGCAACGCUGACCAGUCAAUUCAGGCUCUGCGCGCCUACUCGCCUGAGCAGGCCAUCGUGAACCGCAACGGUGAGACGGCGCGUAUCAACGCCGUGGACUUGGUCCCGGGUGAUGUCGUGGUCCUCUCGACCGGCGACCGCGUGCCAGCUGACUGCCGCAUCAUCGAGCUGCGCUCGUCGAGCGUGCAAGUUGACCAGGCGAUCCUCACUGGUGAGUCGGAGAGCGUCUACAAGAACACGGACGUGGUUCCGGACAAGCGCGCCGUCAAGCAGGACAUGACCAACCUGCUGUUCUGCGGCACAAGCAUCGUUAGCGGCUCGUGUCUGGCUCUUGUCGUGCUCACCGGCUCGCAGACUGCCAUUGGUAACAUCCAUACCGAGAUCGGCCAGGAGAGCGACAGCAAGACGCCGCUCCAGGAGAAGCUCGACGAGUUUGGCGAGCUACUGGCCAAGGCCAUCAUGGUCAUCUGUAUUCUGGUUUGGGUUGUCAACGUGCGCAACUUUUACGACCCGGUGCACCAGGGCUGGCUGCGGGGCGCGAUGUACUACUUCAAGAUUGCCGUCGCGCUCGCUGUCGCCGCUAUUCCCGAGGGUCUUGCUGCUGUGAUUACCGCCUGUCUCGCGCUCGGCACCCAAAAGAUGGCGCGCAAGAACGCGAUUGUGCGCCACCUCCCGAGUGUCGAGACGCUCGGCUCGACGACGGUCAUCUGCUCGGACAAGACGGGUACUCUGACGACGAACCAAAUGAGUGUGACGCGCGUUUGCCUCGCGUCCGACUUCCAGACGGAGUACAACGUGUCUGGCACGUCUUUCGGUCCGGACGGCCAGCUGACGCUGGCCGACGGCCAGCCCAUCAAGCACCUCAACCGGGACGGUAACGCGAUGCAGGCGCUUGUCGAGACGUGCGCUGUGUGCAACGACGCCAAGAUCGCUGUCGACGCCAGCGGUCAGUACAAGGCGCUCGGCCAGGCCACCGAGGCCGCGCUCAAGACCCUCGUCGAAAAGGUCGGGCACCACGAUGCCGUGCAGCAAGUCCAGAUCGAGGCGACGCAGCCGGCCGUGCGUGCCAACGCGGUGUCGGCCAAGUACACCGAGCAGCUUUCCCGCCUCUUUACCCUCGAAUUCUCGCGCGACCGCAAGCUGAUGUCUACGCUGGUGCGCGACGGCGAGCAGACUCGUCUACUGGUCAAGGGCGCGCCAGAAUCGGUCUUUUCGCGCGCGACGCACGUCUAUGUUGACCGCAACACGCGCCGCCCGCUGGACGACAAGACGCGCAGUGCGCUCCAAGAAAAACUGCAGGAGUACGGCCGCGACGGCCUGCGUGCACUCGCGGUGGGUGUGCGCGACGUGAAGGUGGCAAACCCCUUGGCCCCGAUCGAGCCGAGCGCCUAUGCAGAGCUCGAGCAGGACCUCUCGCUAGUGGGUAUCGUCGGUAUGCGUGACCCCCCGCGCCCCGAGGUGCGCGACGCGAUCAAGGAGUGCAUGGAUGCCGGCGUGCGUGUCGUGGUCAUCACUGGUGACAACCAGCACACGGCCGAGGCGAUCUGUCGCCAGAUUGGCCUGUUUGACGGCCAUGGUGACCUUUCGAAGCUUUCCUUCUCGGGCCGCGACCUGGACAUGAUGAGCGACAAGGAAAAGGCGGAGGUGGCGAAGCAUGCCGUGCUUCUCUCACGCACGGAGCCCUCGCACAAGAGCCAGAUGGUCGAUCUGCUCCAGGCGCAGAACGAGGUGGUGGCGAUGACCGGUGACGGUGUCAACGAUGCACCUGCGCUGAAGCGCGCCGACAUUGGUGUGGCGAUGGGUACCGGCACGGACGUUGCGAAGCUCGCGGCGGACAUGGUCCUUGCCGACAACAACUUUGCGACAAUCGUGUCGGCGAUCGAAGAGGGCCGCAGUAUCUUCAACAACACCCAGUCCUUUAUCCGUUACCUGAUUUCGUCCAACAUCGGUGAAGUGGUGAGCAUUUUCCUCACCGUGCUGCUUGGCAUGCCCGAGGCGCUGAUUCCUGUGCAACUGCUGUGGGUCAACCUCGUCACGGAUGGUCUCCCCGCGACUGCGCUCGGCUUCAACCCCCCCGACGGUGCUGUGAUGCGUCUGCCGCCCCGCAAGCGCGACGAACCCCUGGUGUCGCGCUGGCUCUUUGUGCGCUACAUGCUCAUCGGCUCCUUUGUCGGUGUUGCGACCGUGUUUGGCUACGCGUGGUGGUUCAUGUUCUACCAGGAGGGUCCCCAGAUCUCCUUCUACCAGCUGACGCACUUCCACCAGUGCGCUGCGCGCUUCCCCGAGAUUGGCUGUGAGAUGUUCCACGAUGUCUCGGCGCACCGUGCGUCGACGAUUAGUCUCAGCAUUCUGGUGACGAUCGAAAUGUUCAAUGCGCUGAACUCGCUCUCGGAAGUCGACAGUCUGCUCACGCACCCGCCGUUUAAGAACUGGUGGCUGGUCGGUGCCAUUGCGCUGUCCAUGGCGCUGCACAUGAUGAUCCUCUACGUGCCGUACUUCCGCGAGCUCUUCUCCAUCACGCCGCUGAACAAGGACGAGUGGUUGGCCGUGCUUGUCAUCUCUUUCCCUGUGGUGAUCCUGGACGAGGUGUGCAAGUUAUUUGCGCGCCGCUCCAUUGCGCCGUCGAGCCACGUCGCCGCAAAGAAGAAUAUGUAG
Malassezia japonica is the source of this 2982-nucleotide messenger RNA. RefSeq names its product P-type Ca(2+) transporter. Gene Ontology annotation, biological process: calcium ion transmembrane transport; intracellular calcium ion homeostasis. The coding region runs from base 1 to 2982 and encodes 993 amino acids. NCBI's taxonomy places the organism in Eukaryota, Fungi, Basidiomycota, Malasseziomycetes, Malasseziales, Malasseziaceae. Gene Ontology annotation, molecular function: P-type calcium transporter activity; ATP hydrolysis activity; ATP binding. The transcript has 2 exons. Gene Ontology annotation, cellular component: membrane. The record is from RefSeq and is a predicted model, not a curated record.